Messenger RNA from Prorocentrum cordatum, 1158 nucleotides. Lineage: Eukaryota; Dinophyceae; Prorocentrales; Prorocentraceae. The record is from the annotation of a GenBank genome assembly.
AUGUACGAAGAGGCGGACACGAACAGCGACGGUUAUCUCGACGCAGAGGAGGUGAAGCGCUUCUUUGCCCGCAGGGCCAAGGCUGCUGGGCAGGGGGAGCUCCCGCCCAGCGACGAGCUCAUCGAGGACUGCAUUUCCAUGGUCGACAGAGAUGGCGACGGCCGCAUCGACCUUCACGAGUUCACCCGCCUGCUGGGAGAGUGCUUGCCGAACGCUCGCGUGGCCCGCGACAGGGAGUUCAGGACGGACGUCAGCGCUUGCAAGAUGCAGUGGGACUACGAGCGGGCCAGCCGCAUCUUUUCCAACGUGAUGGCCGCUGCCUGGCACCGCUCGGCGCUACGCUGGCUCUCAGCGGCCGCGGCCAUCACGCUGGGCGCGGCCGGCAUGGAGGCCGCGCUGCUCGUGAAUCCGGCGCACCCAGGCGCCGCCGAGUUCGUGGCGGUUUACGCCCUCGAGCAGCUGUUCCCGUCGCUUGUGUGGAUGACGAGCGACGCGCGGCUGGUGGCCGGCAGCCUGGGGCAUUGCGCCUCCGAGCUGCUGCUGAGCCACGACCCCGCCAGCGAGACUGGCGCCGCGGCGCUGCUGGCGGCGGGCCACUGCCAGGUGGUCCGCUGCAUGUCGGUGGGAUUCUGCAUGUUCGGGCAGCUGCUCCGCAUCGGAGGCGAGCGCCUCCGCGCACAGCGAGUUCGAGCGGCGCGUCCGCCGCGGCGAGGAGGCGCCCCUGUCCCCCGGCGCGCCAGAGCGUGUCGUGCGGUUGUGCGGGAGGUCGUCGGACAUCUCGGCGGCGAGCCCCGGUGGUAUCACAUCCUCCCUGUAAUGAACCCCGAGUCUAUGCGGGGCGUGGCCCGGCGGAUAAGCCACGAGUUCAGGUACCCGCUGUUCCUGAACGUGCCUGUCGCGAAGUGGGGACAGACGCGGUUUUGGGAGCCGCUGCUGAAGGGCCAUGUGACGCCAAGCUGGCUCUUGCAGGGGCACAACGGCGAGCGCGUCUUGUGCAUCGAGGUGGACGGCACGGACAAGGAGGAGGGCCUCGUGUUCGGGCGGCGCAGCCACCAGGUGGGCAUCAACGAGGCGGGCAUGGCCUUCCGCGCCAUCGCCUCCGUGGCCCUCGACAGCCUCGCCCAGAGCGGCCUGGACCGCGGCUCCCCCCAUCUUUGA